GUAUCUGAAAGGUUUUACAGUGUGCUGUUAUGUGGCCUGCACUUGAAGAGUUGUAUCUGACUUCAAACAACAUCACUAGUUUAAAAAGGCCUAUGAAUUGUCUUCAGUCUCUGACACUACUUGAUAUUUCAAACAAUCACAUUAUAGAUGGAAACCAACUUCAUGCAAUUUCUGAUUUACCAAGAUUAAAGCACCUUAACAUUUCAAAUAACCUGAUUUCAUCAAUGACAUUUAUUGCCCAUCAUGAUUGCUGCACUGAAAGUUUUGCUUCCUUAAGUAGCUUGUCAGUUAACAGCAAUAAUAUAUCACAGUGGUCUUUUAUCAAUGAGUUGAACAAACUUAGCAAUUUGCAGUCUUUAAAUUGCCAGAAUAACCCACUAAUGGAUUCUGACAAGAACCCGGAAACUGUCCGACAGCUUGUAAUUGCAAAGAUAGCAAGGCUAACCGUUUUAAACAGGACUGAGAUUAUUCCACAAGAAAGAAAGGGAGCUGAACUCGACUACAGAAAAAUGUUUGGCACUGAAUGGUUAAAAUCUGGUGGAAAUCGGAACACUGACCUUAAUAACCCAACCAUGGAGUUUCUGACAGAACAUCCUCGAUACAGUGAACUUAUAGAAAAAUAUGGGGCACCAGAUGAUGCAGAAAUCAAGCAACCAGAGCCGUUUGCCUUGAAAAAUCAACUGCUUACUUUAACUAUUAUGUGCCCUGAAAAACCAGAUCAAAAGCCAAUAAAAAAGAAAUUACCCGAUUCUAUGACUGUCCAAAAGGUAAAGGGCUUACUUUAUCGUUUACUCAAGGUGCCAAGUUCAGAACUGAAAUUGUCAUAUGAAAGCUCCAAAAUGGAAGGCAAAGAAAUUCAACUAGAGAAUGACCUAAAGCCACUACAAUUUUACUCUAUGGAAAACGGAGAUUGUGUCUUGGUCAGAUGGUAAAAGAAGGAUGGAACAGUUGAUUCAAAACAUUGAAACCUCUGGCAUUGCUAAAUGUUUUCUAAAAGGAUUAAUAUGCUCCAGCAACCUACACCUAAACUCCUUUGAGCUGCAUUGUAAAUUAUUUUCCUCUGCAUGUGAAUGGGAUGGCAGUAUUUGUGAUGUUUUAAAGUAAACUUCCAUGUAAAACA
Molecule: messenger RNA, 1120 nt
Organism: Bufo gargarizans (Asiatic toad)
Lineage: Eukaryota; Metazoa; Chordata; Amphibia; Anura; Bufonidae
Gene: TBCE
Product: tubulin folding cofactor E
Exons: 10
Coding region: 30-932 (300 amino acids)
Molecular function (GO): protein binding
Source: RefSeq, a predicted model, not a curated record